AUGAUUCAUCAUACAUUUAUAUUUAUAACAUUUCUAUUAAUUUUAUUCACAUUAACAAUGGCUAAUCGAUGUCCAUGUGAAUUAGUUGUUAAUGAAAAUCCAACAAUACCAAAUGCAGAUUCAUCAUCAACAAAUUCGCUUAUCGAUGAUGAUAGUCAAGAUGAUUAUCUUGAACAACUUGCUAAUAAUAUACCAUCAACAAAUAAAUAUGAAGAUAUAGCACGUUUAUAUCCAAUGAUUGGUCACACAAAGAGUUUAUCAAUAACUCAUAAACGUUUCAAACGUCCGAGUUGGGCUACUGUUGGAAAACGAUCGAUUUUAAUUAAGAAACGCCCAUCUUGGGCUCAAAUUGAUGGUUCACAUCAAAAUUAUGUUGAUUAUGUUCGAACAUUACCAUUAAAUCCAUUACCAGAAGUAUAUGGUUUUCAUUCCAAUGCUGAUAUUACAAAAGAUCAACAAGAAACACAAACACUUUUUGAUAGUAUUCUUCUAACACUACCAAAACAAACAUCAGGGGGUGAAGGUCGAACACCAUCAGCUGUGAUUGAUGAAUUAGCAGCUGAUAUUCUUAGUAAAUUACCAGCUGAUUUUGAUACAGAAGCUAUUGGUAAAAAAUAUCCUGUUCUGUAUAAUGAAUCUAUGAAUACAGUAUUAAGACAAGAAAUUAUUCGUUAUAAUCGUUUAACAUUUGAAGUUCGAAAAACUUUAGUUGAUUUACGUAAAGCAAUUAAAGGUCUUGUAUUAAUGUCAUCUGAACUUGAAGAAGUUUUUAAUGCAAUGUUUGUUGGUAAAGUUCCAAAUGCAUGGGCAGCUAAAUCUUAUCCAUCAUUAAAACCAUUAGGAAGUUAUUUAAAUGAUUUAAUGGCUCGAUUAAAAUUUUUACAAACAUGGAUUCAAAAUGGACCACCGAAUGUUUUUUGGAUAAGUGGUUUCUUUUUUACGCAAUCAUUUUUAACCGGUGUUCUUCAAAAUUAUGCUCGAAAAUAUACAAUACCAAUUGAUAAACUUGCGUUUGAAUUUGAUAUUUUACAAGAAGAUAAUGAUAUGGCUCAUAAACCAGAUGAUGGUGCAUAUAUAAAAGGUCUUUUUCUUGAAGGUGCUCGUUGGAAUAAAACAACUCGUGUUCUUGAUGAAUCUUUACCAAAAGUUUUAUUUGAUGUUUUACCUAUAAUAUGGUUACGACCGGGUAUUACGGAAAAUUUUGCAGUAGUUAACACAUAUUCAUGUCCUGUUUAUAAGACAAGUGCUAGACGUGGUGUACUCAGUACAACAGGUCAUUCAACAAACUUUGUGCUUUUAAUAGAACUUCCAUCAGAUCGAACAAAAAGACAUUGGAUAAAUCGUGGUGUUGCUGCACUUUGUCAACUUGAUGAUUAA
Rotaria sp. Silwood1 is the source of this 1377-nucleotide messenger RNA. The record is from the annotation of a GenBank genome assembly. NCBI's taxonomy places the organism in Eukaryota, Metazoa, Rotifera, Eurotatoria, Philodinida, Philodinidae.